ACGUUUACAGCGAUUUUUGUCCUAAAAACCGGAUAAGUGAAAUUAUCCUAUAGAUCCAAAGAUGAUAGCCCUAGUGGAUGGACCAGUUUUGCCGGGAUUCCGCGUGGAAGAAGCUAUAGAGAUGGCGAAAGCUAACAAGAAGGUUGUGUUGGGACCGGGACUUCGUCAGGACAAGGACGAUGCCGUGUUGGUGUGUAAAAGUGGUGUGCUGCGAAAGAAAGCUCCCAAUACGUUUUGGGUCGACUGUUACCAGAAGCGCUACGUUCCCAACCGUAGUGAGAUUGUAGUGGGAAUUGUUACGCAGAAAGCCGGGGACAUCUUCCGGGUGGAUAUCGGCGGCAGUGAGCCGGCUUCGUUGUCCUAUUUGGCGUUCGAAGGGGCUACCAAAAAGAAUCGCCCCGAUGUCAACGUGGGCGAUGCCAUUUGCGCACGGUUACUCAUUGCCAACCGAGACCUAGAACCCGAACUGAUCUGCGUGGACUCUCAUGGAAAGAAGGGCAAAUUGGGAGCAUUACAGGAUGGCUUUGUGUUCAACUGCAGUAUUAAUCUGGUCAGGAAGAUUCUGAACCCGAAAUGCCCCUUUUUGGACCUGCUAGCGAAGGAAAUGGCGUUUGAGAUAGCUGCUGGAAUGAAUAGUAGAAUUUGGAUCAAGGGAAAAACCGUGAAAGAGACCAUUGCCGUGGGGAACGCCAUUCUAGCAGUCGAGUUAAAAUCGAACGACGAACUGAAGCAGCUCUGUGACGAUAUCGGUGGCUACGUCGCUGGAUUUUCCUAAG
Molecule: messenger RNA, 776 nt
Organism: Ochlerotatus camptorhynchus
Lineage: Eukaryota; Metazoa; Arthropoda; Insecta; Diptera; Culicidae
Gene: Rrp40
Product: exosome complex component Rrp40
Exons: 1
Coding region: 62-775 (237 amino acids)
Biological process (GO): TRAMP-dependent tRNA surveillance pathway; nuclear polyadenylation-dependent rRNA catabolic process; poly(A)-dependent snoRNA 3'-end processing
Cellular component (GO): cytoplasmic exosome (RNase complex); nuclear exosome (RNase complex)
Molecular function (GO): RNA binding
Source: RefSeq, a predicted model, not a curated record